AAGAAUAAUUAGAGUACUGGACCUUCUUCCCACAGUACUAUGACUUAAUAUUCACAAGGCGCGUGUGUCCCUAACGCCAUUCCAUUAUGACAAAACUCGCUCAUAAGCCUGUAACCCGGAAGUUACCUGUACAACAAGGAAGUCGAACGACAAGCAGAAUGGACGACUUCCCCAAAUGUUCUGUCUGUCAGCAGCAGCUUACCCUGAAAGGCCCCGCCCCCUACCUACUGCCCUGUCUACACGCUGUGUGUGAGACAUGUGUGACAUCUGCAGCUGGUGGUGUGAUAUCAUGCUCCACAUGUCAGAGGGAGGUCAACCUCACAGACACAAGCCUCCAGAAGGAUGCAGUGAGACAGAAGGAAAUAUUCCACCUGACAGUCAAACAUCGCCCCACAGAGCUUCUCUGUACACAUGAAGAUGACGGCAACCAGGCUGCGUGUUGGUGUCCAGAGUGUGAAGAGUUACUCUGUGAAUACUGCCAGAACAUGCACAACAGUUUUAAAGCUACCAGACGACAUGUUGUUGAAACCAUUGUGGACACAGCACCAGGAGGCAUGCAUGCUGAACCAGUUUGCAAACUUCACAAGCGUUAUCCUCUGGAAUAUUUUGACAAAAGCUGCAACAUUUUAAUCUGUACGAAAUGCAGGGCCGGCGACCAUGCUGAACACGAUGUUGAGGAUUUAGACGUAGCUUCUGACGCUGCUCAAGGGCAGAUAGAACAACAUGGGAAGAACGUGACUGCACAUCAUACGUCUCACCAAGCAUAUCUGAAGAGCAUCAACAAAGCCGUUAAUGACACCAAGAAGACAAGCAGUGCUGUGAAGGAGACCAUCCACCACACUUUCCAUUCUCUGAGAACACAACUCGAUCAAAGAGAGAAGGAGCUGAUCAUCGAUCUUGACAAUCAGACGAAGCAGAAACUGGCAAAUCUCCACACAGAGCAAGUUACCUCUGAAGGCGAGAGUGAACGAUGCAAGUGGACCUCAGACUACAUCAAGACAGUGCUCAGAUAUGCUUCAAACUCGGACUUUCUGACACUGGAGAGUUCAAUCCAAGAAACAGCACAGACUCACCUCAGAUCAGUUCCACCAGAGCUGCACCAUUCACCUGCAGCCGUCUUCAACAUGAGAGGUCUGGAGAAACUGAAAUCCGACAUUUCUAAGUUUGGGUCUGUCGUUGGAGAUGGAUCAGCAUCUGAUGAACACACACUGAGGGACAGAGGUACACAGACAGAUGACAUCCAUCUACCUGACCCGGAGAACACACUCAAGCAUUUGAAGCUUCCGGAUGCCUCUAAGGAUCCAACACCACUACCACAGUUUGAUGCGGGGACGAACACCUACAGUCUGGAAACAGAAAUAGGGACCACGUUGACACUGCAGUGUCCUAAACUACAACUGGACGCUGCUCGAGCCAACGCAGACAGGUGCCACGUAACUACAGCCGGUCAGCUGGUGAACUCGCGGCCCGCCACACAACACAGACACAGCGGCAGGUUACGGAAAUAUUGGGGUACAUGUGCCUCCACCCCCAUCCCCCUUCCUCUAACCCCCUCUACUGUCACCCCUGUCCCACACACACCACGAUACUGGGAGACACACUCUAGGGUGGGUGUGGUGAGUGGAGGGUGGUGGUAUCCUGUCCUGGAGGUGGGUGUGGUGGAGGAGAGCCAGGUAGACAGUGAGAGGUGUGUUUGUUACCAGCGCCGCUCCUGGUGUGUCUGUGUAUGGAGCUGUGGCACACACCGGGGGAGUCUCUGUACCAGUGUGUGGCAGCAGGGGGAGGGGGGGAAGUGUUACAGUAACACAAUGUCUGACACACCCGGUACACAGGCCACCCUCCACUAUGGCGUUGUGCUGGAUGUGGGGAGGGGGAGACUCGCCUUUAUCGACCUCAACAGAGAGGUUGUUUUAGCCAAGGUGGAUGUUGAGUGGAGCGAGUCUCUUCUUCCCAUGUUUGGUGUUGGGCGGUCAGAUCGCUACACAGUCAACAUGAAGGUGAUAAGUGGCGCAGAUAUCACCAUGACUGACACCAAGAAGUCGCUUAUUUAUGACGCCCUAAAUUAGACAAUGAAAUAAACAUAACAUUGUGUAAACUUGUAAGUGUGACUUAUUUAUUUAAACUGUCAACUGUAACUGUAGUGAUUGAGGCGGACGUAUAAGUUGUCUGUCUAUGUGCUGUUUGUUUUGGACAAGAAUGUAACGAAGUCAGCUAAAUGUGUUGUUUUACUGCUUGACUGGAUUCUCUUGUGUAUAAGAAAGAUUUUACAUCCACACAUGACUAUUGUUAUGAUUAUUAUUCUGCAGUAGUUGACCAGUUUAUCACACAUUUCAUACAUGUCUGGGAAAUAUCACAACAAAUAACUGAGUCAGAAAUUCAUCAAAAGUUGUUUCAAAUCAUGAAUUUAUCGCCAUGUUUCGUUUCUUCUCUGUAAUACAAAUGUUUUAAAUCCCCA
Molecule: messenger RNA, 2455 nt
Organism: Haliotis rubra (blacklip abalone)
Lineage: Eukaryota; Metazoa; Mollusca; Gastropoda; Lepetellida; Haliotidae
Product: E3 ubiquitin-protein ligase TRIM56-like
Exons: 6
Coding region: 87-2066 (659 amino acids)
Biological process (GO): positive regulation of DNA-templated transcription
Cellular component (GO): chromatin; nucleoplasm
Molecular function (GO): zinc ion binding; ubiquitin-protein transferase activity
Source: RefSeq, a predicted model, not a curated record